Molecule: messenger RNA, 2591 nt
Organism: Talaromyces proteolyticus
Lineage: Eukaryota; Fungi; Ascomycota; Eurotiomycetes; Eurotiales; Trichocomaceae
Product: putative gamma-tubulin complex component GCP4
Exons: 2
Coding region: 177-2591 (804 amino acids)
Biological process (GO): cytoplasmic microtubule organization; mitotic cell cycle; microtubule nucleation
Cellular component (GO): centrosome; gamma-tubulin complex; equatorial microtubule organizing center
Molecular function (GO): microtubule minus-end binding; gamma-tubulin binding
Source: RefSeq, a predicted model, not a curated record
UCAACACGUCCACCUUGGGGGCCGACAAAGAUGUCGACGAAUCUAUGCGCACUAUGACAGUGGAUAGAAUUCAUACUAGAACAGAGAAUUGACAACCAAUAUUCCUGCCGCAACUCGCCCCCCUCACAAAGGCAGAAUACACCAAUAAAUGGCGACGCUAGAGCACACCUCCGAAGAUGCUUCAUGAGAUUCUCCUUUCCCUCGCGGGCCAUCCGUCGUCCCUUCUCGACCCAGAACUCGAGUCCCUCGGUACAUCUGCGAGAUCGUUCCCCCUCCUGUCACCACCAGAGAAGGAGCUGCUCGCGUCUCUCGCUCUGCUGAGCCGACUCCAUAUCCAACUACGCGCCCAGACCGCCCGAAUCUCGUCGUCUCACCAUUCAACCAUAUGCCGUGCUGUGUCUACUGCUAUAUCCACAGAACACUUGAGAAAGUUUCAGAACCAAAUAUUGGACGUGGAAAAGGCAGUGUUGGGAAAGGAUAGUGGCUACGUGGGUGGCUACGGCAUUGUUCCAUUAUCUACGAUAGUCUUGGAAUUCGCACCAUGGACGCGAAGACUGGAGUGGUUAUGGCAGGUAUCCAAUCGAAUACUUCCGGAAUCUACUUCCAAAGAUGCUGGCCCGCCGGAAACAUGCAGUGGGGCGAGCCUCAUCGAUUAUUUGCGCGCAGAGUCACAUACGGGUUACUUGGAUCUCCAAGAGAUUGCGCUGCAAUUGAUCAGUGCUGCUGAAAAGGCGUGGAUGAGACAGCUGUCGAUGUGGCUUUUAUAUGGAGAACUGCCGACAUCUGGAAAGGAAGAUUUUUUCGUUCGUGCGACUGUUGUUGAUAUCGAGGACGACGAACAUAGCUCGGUCAAAACAAGUGUCGAGUACGCCAUACAGGUGGACCUGCUACCAAAGUUUGUAUCCACUGCAACUGCGUCUUCCAUACUGUUUAUUGGAAAAUCAUUAAACCAUAUCAGGAGUCGUCGGAAUCGUUCUACAGUGGACAGCGCAUCAGGCUCCGUUACGGGUAUCAUGUUGGAAGCUGAUCACAUCAGCCAUCUAUCCUCUCUUACUUCUCCAAUCUCAACAUCAGCGCUUUCGAAUGCAAUCACAGUGAUAAGGCUGUCGGUUUCUCAGACUUCGCUAUCUAAGCUCUUGCCUUUACCUAAAAUUGUCGAGAUACUGUCUAUUAUUCAUGGCUUUCUACUUCUAGGACGUGGUGGAUUCGCCACAGCGCUGGUUUCACAUGCUGAUUCCAGGCUUGCAGCCCGAAAUCGACGACCAGGACAUAGCUCUGGAGGCGGAUUAGACAAUCUAGUCAUCAAAGAAGGUGAAAUCUCAGCUGUCCUAGCACAAACAUGGACAGAGAUGUAUUCCUUACAGGAUGAGGAGGCGCCAGUUGACGAGGAACUCGAUCUUGCACGAGAUUUGUUACAUUUAUCUAUACAGUCUCAUAAGAAAGGAGGUCGUACUAUGACUCCCUCUCGGGAUGUCGUGGGCAGCAAUAUGCCAGCUGAAAUAUCUUUGGUUUCAUUUGACGACCUUUUGUUUCCUACUUCUACCCACCUUUCCCUCAAAAUUCAACCCCCUAUUGACCUGUUUCUGUCAAAUUCUGAUAUGUUGAUAUACUCAAUAAUUCACUCCUACCUUCUCGGUAUUCGCCGCGCCCAAAUCCGGUUGAGCAAUUUAUGGAAACAUACUGCAAUGCGCCGCAUACAUCCAGCCCCAUGGGGACCGCCCCGGAGUAACUCUCGAGGCGGAGAGUUUCGCCUAAAUACGCAAAGACAGAGGUACAACGAGCGUGCAGUACAGAUGCGACCUGUCUGGGCUACCGCGAGCGCUUCCAUAUUUGUGCUUUCGGAGAUUGGGGGGUACUUGCAAGGUGAAGUCAUCCAAGAAUCAUGGCAACACUUGCAACUUUGGCUUGAAGGAGCUCCUCCAGGUCCAGUAGCUGUCUCGCGACCAGUAUCUCGACCGGCAUCCCGACCCGGAACCGCAACUCUCAAAUCAAGCUUCCGCCACUUAUCAGUAUCACAGCAAAGCCAACCAUCACUGCCACAGACACAGCAACAGCACGAUCCCGAAACCAUAACCGUUGCCCAUCGGCGCUAUCUCUCGUCUUUAGUCCAAUUCCUUUUCCUUACAGAAGUCCCCUUCACCAGCGCGUUACGCUCCUUUCUCUCUGGUGUAGAUCAUUUAAUCGCGCUGAUCUCUCGUCUUGAAACAGUUCAACGAAAUCUUGAUCUCGAAGCAGACGAAGGCGUUGUCGACACUCUCGCUGACUACGCACAAGAGGAGCGUCUAUUACGGAGCGAGCUGCGUGAAGCGCGCGAAACCGUCGAGACUGGUAUCAAAGAAAUUAUAUCCCGUUUGCAUGAUAUUGACGAUAGCAGAUCAGGGGAGGGAAGGCAGAUGUUUGACUUGUCAUCCUCCUUGACAACUACUAGCGCUGGACCAGCCGAAUCUCAAAGUAAUAUGUACAUCCCCCGCAAGGCAGCUGGAGUGGAUCGGCUGUUGAUGAAGUUGGACUUUGCUGGAUUGAAUAGUGAUAUCAAUGGUAAUGGGGAAAGGGGGGAGGACUUGAUGGAUGAUCAUGAUGAGCCAGAAUGA